AUGGUGGUGGCGGCAGAGGCAGGCGUGCAUCCUCCGCCUACAGAGAGCGACACCGGUACCAACGUCAGCAACAAUGACGAUAGCAGCACGGGUCAGCCGCCGUCCGGAGGGGAGGAUAAGCUACUCCUGGCAAUGUGCCGGACCAUCAGGAAGGAGACGGGGUGGCAGGAGAGGACGCUGCGGCAAGCCUGCGACUGGGCCACAGGUGGCUAUAUGUUGUGA
This is a messenger RNA of Ectocarpus sp. CCAP 1310/34, 222 nucleotides long. The record is from the annotation of a GenBank genome assembly. Lineage: Eukaryota; Phaeophyceae; Ectocarpales; Ectocarpaceae.